Messenger RNA from Huiozyma naganishii CBS 8797, 3078 nucleotides. RefSeq names its product isoleucine--tRNA ligase ISM1 (gene ISM1). The transcript has a single exon. Gene Ontology annotation, biological process: isoleucyl-tRNA aminoacylation. The record is from RefSeq and is a predicted model, not a curated record. Gene Ontology annotation, cellular component: cytosol. NCBI's taxonomy places the organism in Eukaryota, Fungi, Ascomycota, Saccharomycetes, Saccharomycetales, Saccharomycetaceae. The coding region runs from base 1 to 3078 and encodes 1025 amino acids. Gene Ontology annotation, molecular function: tRNA binding; ATP binding; aminoacyl-tRNA deacylase activity.
AUGAGUCUGUUGGUCAGUAUACAGCUGUGUCGAGGGGUGUUAGUCCCACUUGGGGCAUUGCGACUCGGAGCUAGACGGUACGCCUCGCAUUCGUUCCAGGGGAGUUUGAAUCUUCCCAAGACCACUUUCCCGACAAGACCGAACCUGGAGAAGGUUCUUGCGGAGCUUGUCCCACAGGCGUCUCAAGAGGUGUAUAAAGCACAGUUGCAAGAGUUUGUCGAGCAGAUCUCUCGUAUUGAGGACCCGAGUGAACGGUUCAAGUUCGCUGCUGAGCGGCUGUUCGUGCUACACGAUGGUCCGCCCUACGCGAAUGGUGAUCUGCACCUGGGGCACGCUCUCAAUAAAGUUUUGAAGGAUAUCAUUGUCAGGUACCAGUUGUUGGCACAGGGAAGGCACGUUUAUUUCAAGCCCGGGUGGGACUGCCACGGCCUCCCGAUCGAAUUAAAGGCCAUCAAGCAGAACGAUAAGGGUAAAAGAAUGUCGCCAGUGCAAAUUCGUAGCAUUGCGAGGCGGCACGCAGAGAAAACCGUAUUGAUACAGAGAGACCAAUUCACGCAAUUUGGUAUUUGCACAGACUGGGAGGAUCCGUACAUCACUAUGAACGCGCAAUUCGAGAUUAACCAACUGAAGGUGUUCUCCCAGUUGUUCCAUUUGGGGCUCAUCAAGAGGCAAAAUAAGCCAGUGUACUGGGGCACGGAGACGAGGACCGCGCUUGCUGAAAGCGAACUGGAGUAUAAGGAAGAUCAUGUGUCUCAAACAGUAUACGUGAAGUUCCCAUUGACCGCUGAUUCGCAACAGCGAUUGCUUGUACUUGCCCCAUUGAAGACCCCUAUCACGCCGAAUACUCGCAUCCAAUGCUUGAUUUGGACAAGUACACCUUGGACUCUGUUCUCCAAUCAGGCAAUAUGCUACAACGAUGGCAUGGAGUACGUCCUGGUGCACCUCUCGCAGCGUGAUGAGUACCUCAUAAUUUCCCGAGACUUGCUCGAUCAGGUAGGUAUCGCGCAAGAUUAUGAAAUACUCUCGGAAUUCACUGGUGCAUGUCUUUCCAACUUGAAAUACACGAACCCUAUGUGCUUGGGUGGUACGACAGAAUUCCCACUUUUGCCCGGUGGUCAUGUUACGAAUGUUACGGGUACCGGGUUGGUACAUACAGCACCGGGUCACGGUAACGAGGACUACAUGGUAGGUAUCCAAAAUAAUCUUCAGAUAUACUCACCUAUAGACCAUGAGGGCAACUACGAUCUGAAUGAGGUUUCGCCUGAACUCCGCCCCAUUUUACAAGAUCCUAACGACCCUCAGAAGGGUAGAAACGUCUUAUUGUCCUCCACGACCACCCAUAUUAUUGAGUUCCUUGAAGGGCAGGGUAUGCUUUUUCAGCAAAAGUCGUAUACACAUUCGUAUCCUUACGACUGGAGAUCGAAAAAACCGGUCAUCAUAAGAUCAACUCCGCAAUGGUUUACCAAUUUGACAGAUAUCAAGCAAUUAGCAUUGUCUAGUCUACAUAACGUGGAGUACACACCAUUAAGAGGCCACAACCGGCUGGAGGCCUUCAUUAAAACCAGAAACGAGUGGUGCAUCUCAAGGCAACGGUCGUGGGGUGUCCCCAUCCCAUUUUUCCAGCACAAGACGGUACCAGAUAAAGUAUUGAUGGACUCUAACUUGAUAGACCACGUAAUAUCAGUGAUAGAGAGAGACGGGAUUGAUUCCUGGUUUGAGAGCGAGGAGGAUAUUUCAAAAUGGUUCCCCGAUGAAUACAAGUCCGUUGCCCAUGAGUACGUGAAGGGGAAGGACACUAUGGAUGUAUGGUUUGAUUCAGGCAGUUCGUGGACCGUUUUAAGAGACUUUUAUCGAGAUGUAUUGAAACUGGACAAAUGUCCGGAGCAGCUGGCUAACGUUUAUUUGGAGGGCUCAGAUCAACAUAGGGGUUGGUUCCAAAGUUCUUUGUUGACGAGAGUAGCCUCAAGUGGGACGCCUUUUGCUCCCUUCCACCAUUUAAUAACGCACGGUUUCAUACUCGAUUCCAAAGGUAUAAAGAUGUCUAAAUCCAUCGGCAAUGUCAUUUCACCAAAAGAUGUGAUUCGGGGCAACACAAAAGUGGAACUCCCCGCAGUGGGUGUUGACGGGUUGCGCUACUUCGUAGCCCAAUCCGAUUUCACAAACGAUAUCACAUGCGGUUCGACGGUAAUGCACAGAAUCAACGAUUCUUUGAAGAAGCUGCGACUAACUUUCAAAUUUCUGUUGGGUAACUUGAACACCAGUCAGCGCCCAAUUCUACUCCCCAUCGAGCAAUUGCGGCCUGUGGAUAAGUACAUCCUGUUCACGUUACAGGACCUGGUUUCGAAUGCGAAGCAGAACUACGAAACUUUCAAUUUCGGAAAAGUGCUUGGUGCGCUGCAGUUUCACCUUAACAACGAGUUAUCGUCGCUGUAUUUUGAUAUCUGCAAAGACUCAUUGUACUGUGACCCAGAGGCGUCGCUAAAGAGACGACAGAUCCAUACAACGCUAUUCCACAUUUUGAAUACCUACAGGGCCCUAUUGGCGCCGAUACUGCCAAUGUUGGUGCAAGAAGUAUGGAAUAAUGUGCCCUGCGAUUGGCUCGAUCAUUCCAACAUGGCGGGCAUCUCGCCGAUGCGACUUCUCCUCCCUGAUUUCUCCCGUGCAUUGGAAGAGUCUCGAGAGGAAUGCAACAGGUUCCGAUCAAUAGAUAUGCAGAUCUUGGCUGUCUUCAAGGAGCAGUUUAAAGAUUUUGCACCGGAUAUCACGAAACCUGGGCAACUUUCAGUCGACGUGUACAUCAGAAAGAGAGAUAACAUUCAAAUAAACGCACAAGAGUUGGAGGACUUGCUCCAAGUGGCCGCCGUGAGCAUCCACGCUGUGGAGGACCUCGGCGCAGAGCACGGCAACGCCGUGCAUAUACCUGGCAGCGACAGCGUAGUAGCCGUCCAAGCGCACAAGAGCACUCUGCACCAGUGCCCCAGAUGCUGGAAAUACAACGCAACAGCGCAGCAAAAACUGUGCCACAGGUGCACGGACACCUGCAACCCAGUAUCCACCGAUGUAUAUAACCGCGUGUAG